This is a messenger RNA of Metarhizium brunneum ARSEF 3297, 2010 nucleotides long. The record is from RefSeq and is a predicted model, not a curated record. Lineage: Eukaryota; Fungi; Ascomycota; Sordariomycetes; Hypocreales; Clavicipitaceae.
AUGGCCACGCCUCUCCAGUUUGCGACGUUUACGUCGGAGAUUGAGCUACCCUUUUAUUCGGCUCUUUUUGCCUCCAAGCUCGACUAUGACAAGCUGGAUGACUCUGCGAGAAACGUGCUCGGUUUGUAUGAGUCGAGAGUUGAGGAACCACAGGCUAGCUGCAAGAUGCAGAUCCUAGGUAAUGCCCUAACCAACCAAAACGCACCUCUAGGCACAGCCAGAGGAGAAGGCAUUAUCAAGAAUAUCUGGGACGCAAUCAACGACGGUACCAUCUACUCUGUGCCAUCGCUUCUCUCAUCUUUUGUCAUCCUCUCGUACGCGGAUCUCAAGAAAUACAAGUUUACGUAUUGGUUCGCGUUCCCAGCCUUACAUUCAGACCCCCAAUGGAAGCGGACCGGACCUGUUGAACGCUUCACCGCCGAUGAAAGCACAGAACUGGUCGACAGGGUUGGGACGUGGCGAUAUAGCGUUGACAGUCGUCAACAUGGGUUUUUUCUCGCGAAAAAGGUUCGUGGUCAGGAGAUCCAAACCGAAGAUAUCGAAGGCUUGAACAGUAUAGGGUUUAGAUGGGAAGUCAGCACAUUGGGCAGUUUCGAGGAGGGCUUCUUCAACGACAUCCCCGAGGAGGAUCGUUACGUCGCUUUCGUCGACCCAUCCACCUACGCCGAAGGACCUGGCUGGCCACUUAGAAAUCUCCUGGUUCUCAUCCGACAGCGCUUCCGGGCGUCAAGGGCCAAGAUUCUGUGCUACAGAGACACCUGGGCCCGAAGACACGAAGCCAGGAGUGUCGUGCUCCCCAUCGAAAUGGACUCCGUAGAAACGAUGGAGAUGAGAGAAAUGCCCAAGGUUACGGGGUGGGAGAGGUCGCGAAACGGAAAGCUUCAAGCCCAGCAGGCAAAUCUCGCAGACUACAUGGACCCGACGAGACUGGCUGAUUCAUCCGUCGACUUGAACCUGAAGCUGAUGAAGUGGCGUCUCGCACCCGACCUUGACUUGGACCUUAUCAAGAACACAAAAUGUCUCCUGCUGGGAGCCGGAACACUGGGAGGCUACGUCUCGAGAAAUUUGCUAGGCUGGGGUGUGAGGAAGGUGACAUUCGUCGACUACGGCAGGGUCUCAUACUCGAACCCCGUACGACAACCACUAUUCGAGUUCAACGACUGCACAAAUGGCGGGCAGCCAAAAGCAGCAGCCGCAGCGGCCAUGCUGAAGCGCAUCUACCCCGGUGUUGAAAGCGAAGGACAUGCCCUCUCUGUGCCAAUGCUUGGCCAUGCAUUUACAGACGAGGAAAAGACGAGGGCCGACUUGGAAAAGCUCGAAGGCUUGAUUGAGGACCACGACGUUAUUUUCCUGUUGAUGGAUACCCGUGAGUCGCGUUGGCUACCGACGGUGAUAGGAAAGGCUCGAGCAAAGAUUGUCAUGAAUGCCGCUCUUGGAUUCGACUCUUAUGUCGUCAUGCGUCACGGAGCCGAGACGAGGGAGAACGGACAGACAUCUCUCGGCUGUUACUUUUGCAACGACGUCGUGGCCCCAGCCGAUUCAAUGAAGGACCAGACCCUCGACCAGCAGUGUACAGUAACCCGGCCCGGCGUCGCAGCCAUCGCAUCUGCCCUCCUGGUCGAGCUGUUCACUAGUCUCCUCCAACACCCGCUCCGAAACCAGGCACCAGCACCCCAACAUACGCCAGGAAGUAUUCCCGACCGCGACCCUCCCAGCCAUCCUUUAGGUCUGGUCCCCCACCAAAUCCGCGGCUACGUAUCUACGUUCCAAAACAUGAAUAUCCGGGGUCAAUCGUACGACUGCUGCAGCGCAUGUAGUCCCAAGGUGUUAGACGCAUAUCGCACAGAUGGAUGGGGUUUUGUCAAGAGGGCACUGCAGGAGAAGGAUUACGUUGCUGAGCUGUCCGGGUUGGUGGAGGUCCAGAGACGGGCAGAGGAGAUGGCAGCCAAUGUGGAUUGGGAAGAAGAAGAUGAUGAUCUUGUCGAGGACGGGGAGGGGGAAUUACUUUGA